AUGAAAUUCAAAGGCGAGGCAAGCUACGGCACUACAAUGUUCUCCUCGCUCCUUCGCCGCCCCAAGCCCGGCUCUCGUCGCGUCGACAUUCACCACCUCCCCGUUUCUCCCUCGACUGCACCGCCCGCGCAACGUCAGGUCACCUCAAGAACGCAUGCCACGGCAGACUUCACCGAAGCAGACGAUGAGGACGAUGAAACAAAUGAGGAGUACCUCGUUCGGUUCGACGAGGAAGCCGGUCCUGGAAGCGACCAGCCAGAAGACGACCAAGACCAAGACGACGAUGGCGGAGACGAGGAUGCCCAUGCGAAUGUCCGCCGCCAGGGGCUACCGAUUCUGCCUCUCUUUUCCGCGACACACCUUGAUAGUCUACCAAUCUAUAGCAUCACGCAUUCUAUCCGCAUCAUCGUGAGUGCGCGUACCGAGACGUCCUUGUCGUGGGAUCAGCUUCGGUCUCCCCAGGUCUCCCAGUUCCUGGUGAAGCCUAUGCAGCAGCAAAUCCGGGCCCAGCAUUUUUCGAGAGCCACCCUGUACGCUCUCAUGGCAAACUGCUUGCAAUUCAGCAAGGAAGGCCAAAGGUACGCCGCAAAUGCCGGUAUCAGUAACACGAGAGCCAAAGUUUGCGAGCUGCUGGCCCUCAAGCUUCUCAAGGAAUAUUCCACAAGGGAACUCAUCGACGCGUUAGCAUACGACUUCUACCCGCUCCAGGGAGUGUCCGGAGCAUUGCUGCCAAUGUCUCGUGACAAAGCGUCAAUCAAGGCCAUGCAAGCCAUGACCGCCUCGAGGACCUCGACGCUAGAAGUCGCCAUCCGGGCUUCGGCAAAGCACUUCCUAGCCCACCCGGUCGUUGUGCAACAGCUGGAAGCCAUCUGGAAAGGCGCAAUCACCUUCUACUCAUCCGCCGACACCCUGCACCGCGAAUCUCCGCCAAGCCCUUUGGCAAGCACAGAUGCGGAUUCCGCAAAGCCAGACACGAGGACUCCCCUGCUCGGCUCGCUGCCACCCAAACUUGGUCAAUACCAGAUUCCCCCAGGACGAAGAACUGUUAUGCUAUACGACCCCAGACAGGCUUCCAUGUUCAAGCUUUCUCGGCUGCGAGUUCCCCGUUACCGGUCUUUUCUCUCCACCAUAUCUCUGGCCGUGUUGAUUGGCCUCUUCCUGGCCGUGCUCUCGCAAAGGUCCGUCCAAAUCACCGGAUUGGAGUUGGUAUUCUGGUUCUGGAGUGCAGGCUUUAUGCUGGAUGAACUUGUGGGCUUUAACGAGCAAGGAUUCGCCCUCUACAUCAUGAGCUUCUGGAACAUUUUCGGCCUAGGAAUCCUGGUGCUUUUGAUCGCGUAUUACUGCAUGCGGGCGUACGGCGUCUUUCUGGUAGACCCUCACCACUGGAACGCCAUGGCGUAUGAUGUGCUUGCGGCCAACGCAAUUCUGCUCCUGCCUCGAAUCUUUAGCGUUCUGGACCAUUACCAGUACUUUUCCCAGCUACUGAUUGCCUUCCGUCUCAUGGCUGUAGACCUAGCCGCUGUCUUUGUCUUGGUUCUCAUCAUGUGCAGCGGAUUCUUCGUCUUCUUCACCCUGUCUCAAAACGCUAGUCAUGGUGGCGAGGUCGCUUACAAAAUUUUCCAAAUCCUCAUGGGCUUUACUCCAGCAGCAUGGGAUGUGUGGCCAACUUACAAUUGGUUGGCGAGGAUGCUGAUGAUGAUCUUUCUCAUCAUUUGUCACUUCUUGGUCGUUACAAUCCUCAUCACUGUCCUGACGAAUUCGUUCAUGGCCAUUGCCUCCAAUGCCACAGAAGAACACCAGUUUGUCUUUGCAAUCAACACCAUUUCCAUGGUCAAGAAUGACGCUUUGUUCUCGUAUAUUGCCCCCAGCAAUAUUUUUGCGUGGCUUCUGAUGCCUUUGCGCUAUUGCCUGCCCAUGAAGCAUUUUGUUUGGCUCAACCGAACCAUCAUCAAGGUCACUCAUUUUCCAGUCCUAUUCAUCAUUUACUUGUACGAGCGAUUCUGGCUUGCUCCUUCCAUGUUCGAGCCCACGGAUUUAGUAGAAAAUCACGGUCGGUCCCGGCGCCGGACCAUCUCAUUCGGAGACACGGCACAACGGACAGCCAUGUUUAGUCCCAACGUUCGCGUCCGUGAAGAGUCCAUGGCUGGGUUCCACAAGGACCGAGCGUUGGAGGAAGUAUUCCGUCGUGUGCCCGAUGCGACCACGCUACGCACCCAGAGAAGGAAUGAGAGACGUAAAACGCAGACGGCGAUCCGGAACUGGAUGGAGCAGCACGAGGAAGGGAUGCCGUCCACCAACUGGCCAACCCUAGACAGCCGAGCCAUUCCCGAGUGGCAAAGACGAAUGAGCGUAGGCUGGGACAGGCCAUCACACCGUAGGCAGGUGUCCGAUGUCCGGUCUACGGCGAGCGAUCCCGCGGAGUUGGCGUCCAACCGGGGCAUGUCGUUCAACAACAGGAACGCCAAACGACGGCCAUGGCGGGGCGUGGAACGCGUUGCGCCCGAUUACAAGGACCAUACUGACGCGGAUGGAGACGAUGAGCUGGUCACAAACGACGAGGAUGAAGACGAGGCAACCAACGCUGGCAGGAGCCAGCAGUUUGAGAAGCACGGGGUGGAAGGCGAAGAGGACUACUUCACCACAUCCAUGGGAGGGCGGCCGGCCGGAAUGGCACCCACCCACGGAUCGUGCUCCAAAGGCGAUGGCGUGCCGACCCCGGGUCGAGGAGGUCAACCAAGACGAGCGGCACACAAUCGUACCCACUCCACCAACACCAUACUUUACAAUCCAGAGCAUCACCAGGCAGACGCUUCAUUUGCCGCUUCGCCUCCGAAAAGAAAAGCGCUGCCUCUGCCUCGCAGACCAAACACAAGUGGCAGGAACACUGGCACGGCCUCACCGUCUCAGGGGCUACGACGCCACUCCCCACGAAGACCGCCUUACCUGUCCACGUCGAAGCCUCGACCGAUCCUGACACCGCGCGGGAUCAAUGACAGCGGUGGCGUGACGCAAACCGCCAUGAUGAGCCUCGAUCCCCGCGACAGGCUCAGGGAAGUCAGGAGGCUGCCCUCUGUGGACCUGAGCAUCAUGUCUGGCCACCUCGGACUGGACGACAACAACAUUGCCAUGGCCGGCAGCUUCCAGACGCAAAUGGCCAUGGCCUUGAUGAAGGACAAUCGCAUGCGCUCUUCGGGCGGUGAAGCUGCCGACCAUGAUAGGAUGGGAAGGUUGGUCCUGGCUCGCAUGAAGACACUGGAAGAAAGUUUUGCCGACGUGAUCAAGGAAAUGCGCGACUUGAAGAAUAGCUCUACCGCGCCGCAUUCGCGGCGGAACUCGUCAGGUGAAGAGCCGAGGUCAGGAUCAGGGUUCGGGGGCGGUAGCGAACACGACCGCCUGAGGAAAGGCAACGUAACCCCUCGGAAAGCGCACGGCAAAAGACCUGCGAGCCGACGAAGCACGAAGGAGCCGAGAAUCGGGCUAUACGGUAAGCGAGAUGUGAAGGGGAAAGCCAAGGAAACGGUGCACUCGCCGAGCAGCGAGCAAGGAAGAGAGGCUGGCAAGAACAGCUUCGCGACCAAGGGGAGUUCCAUGUGA
Messenger RNA from Ustilaginoidea virens, 3594 nucleotides. RefSeq lists its product as uncharacterized. The transcript is spliced from 5 exons. Bases 1 to 3594 code for a protein of 1197 amino acids. The record is from RefSeq and is a predicted model, not a curated record. NCBI's taxonomy places the organism in Eukaryota, Fungi, Ascomycota, Sordariomycetes, Hypocreales, Clavicipitaceae.